CGGAUCGUAUGCGCGUUGAUAUCGUGAGACAGAUUCGAGUACUCGUCGUAAAACAAACUAGCAGUGAAUGCAACAUCUUUGCGAUUAAAGAUUUGCGCUGAACAGGUGUGUCAUUAACUUAGACUGUGGGUAGUCCCGACUUCUAAUAUUUGGACACCUCAACCAACUUCUAACAAGUUCCACCCUUGAGCAAUGAGUCGACGUGACAGUGGGGCCUCCUCCAUCGCCAGCAGGCGGAGUAGGAGGUCCAACACAGGGGGAGGAGAGGGGGACAGCCAGCGGAGCAAGGAGGCCAAGUUCUUUGAGGAAUGCCGGGUGGCCUACCUAGCGGUGCUAGAUGACACACAUCAAGAUAUCACAUCCAGAAAACAGCUUGCAUUAGUUCUUCAGCAGUCAGGUAGAAAUCCUUCCCAAAAGACACUGGAUAAAUAUUGGACUACAAAAACAAAGAAGCUGACGUACAAUGAGAUCUGCGACAUUAUGCGGAAGGAGAAGCCCACCACCACCAGUGACCUCCUCAAUGCCUUCAAGAAGUUUGACAUCAACGGUGACGGAUUCAUCACUCACGAUGAGCUAUCACGGGUACUCACCAAGCGAGGGGAGAAGAUGACGUCGAAGGAGGUUGAGGCCAUGAUAGCGGAGGCCGACGAUGACGGAGACCGGAAACUCAACUAUAAUGAGUUCUGCAAGAUGCUGAUGUCAACAACCAGCAAGUGUCGGCAGCUGUCCAAGGAGAAGGUGGACAAGAAGGUGACCAACGAGAGGAAGUCCAAGGAGAAGGAACAGCCUGCUGCCAGAAAAGAAACAAGCCCUGCCCCCCAUCCACGGAAGCGAGCCUCCAUUAACAAGACUCUCCCUCCAGUCACCAAGGUAGCGCCCAAGGCCACGGAGCCACGGAACCUCAAGACGUGGCACCAAGCUCGGCGGAAGGGCUGUUGCUUGUUUGAGGAGCAUGGCAAGAUCGUCGCGCACCAGUACGUCCUGGAGGUGUCCACGUCUACAGCCCUCUGGCUGACCGUGAAGCCCAUGAACCUACACCCGGAAACAGCAUCUGACGGACCUCUUCCAGACAUCCGCAUUUACCUUGUGCGACAACGAGACGACGGAACUUUAGGAGACCUAGUGGCCUUCACAAACAUGAAAAACCAACAGAAAUACUGUCUCCACCAAGAGUUGAAGGCGGGUUCCUACCGGCUGUUGCCCAUGACAACGGGCUGUCGCUUCAAGCCGAGAGAGAGGCAUCCCAAGAGCAAAGCGGAACUCACCAGGAAGGAGGGAGAUGAGUAUGUCAUGCUGAAGCCAUUCAGGAAUGCCCUGGCAGACAUUUUUGAGUUGGUGGAUCUGGAUGGCAACGGCACCUUGAGUAGGGAGGAGUUCAACGUCUUCCAGCUGAGGACCAGCGGGGAACAAGUUGACGACGAUGCUUGGGAAGUUGUGGAAGAAAACUUUGAGUUGAAGAAGGGCGAGCUGACAAGGAAAGGUUUUAUGGACCUGAAUCAGAUGGAAGCCAACGACCUACAGGGGGACACCGAUGACCUCUGGGUCACCCUACACUCCAUGGGAUUUGCAGAUGACCUGAAGCUGGACGAGGCCCUCCCAUUCGUCCUGGAUGCCUACACAGACAAGUGCAAGAGCCACAUCAAGGCCCUCCCACUGCAGAGCGGUGGCUCCGCCCUGGAGAGGGCUGUGUGCGACUCCGUCAUGAGUAUCGGCAAGGACAGAGUAACGAUAAAAGAGGCAGACAAUGCGGUGAUGCACUGCCUGGCGAGUGAUGCCAUUUUCUCUGUCUUGGUGGAAAACAAGUCCUCCAGCAAGUUCUCACUGAGGAUGGACUGCGGGAAGAGCAGCAAUUGUGAGAGCAGCCGGCGGGACCUGGAUCACACCCUAGUCGUCCCUCCAAGAGCAGCCGUGGUCGGUCAUCAUUUGAUGCCAGUGAAGGAAUCGGAAGAAUGGACCGUCAGGUGUACAGAGACGGUCAUCACGUGAUUGCACCUCUUCAUAUCCCAAGGCAAUGAUACCUACCUUCUGCAAGUCAAAGAUCAAAAAAACUACUGAAAACCAAAACUUAGUGCUUUUUUUAUGAUGGUGUGCACGUCUUCAGUAUCUCUAGAUAGAAUUAUCAAUCAAACACUUUGGAACUUUUACUUCGCUGUUUGGUCAUUUUACCUGCGUGAUUGACGGCCAUGUUGCAUCUCAGUUGAUUUUCUGAGUUUAGCUCGCGAUGAAUACAAUACCAAGCUGGACAAAAACAUUUUCUGUCGAGUGUUGUGUGGUAUUGCGAUUGCUAUUUUCAAAGAGCCGUUAUAUUUCUAGCAUUUAUAGUAGAUAGUAGUGGUCACCUGAGCCAAACUGCAUGUGUAAACUCUCUGUUGACAUGUUAGUGUGUACAAAGUCACAAAUUUCCACAAAAACCUUGUGAGAUUCUCUCGCUGGGCCAGGUCGUGUCACUCGGAGUUUCUGUUUUGCUCCAGUCUUGUAAACACCUGAGCAAUUUUCCCUUGUUUGCUGCUGUUGAAAUAAGCACUGACCUUAAAUAUCACCCUCACCUGUAAUAGCAUUGAUACGGAGCACAUCACCAUCUAGGUCUUUGUCAGGCUGUCUCCUCAUCUCCAGUUUAAAGCCUUCUAUACCCUCGGGGAGCUGAGAUGGUCUCAGUUACCAGGGAUAAUAAUAUAUUGGCAUCUUGGAAUAAGAAACUGUUCAGACACUGUGGUAAGUGCUUUGAUGUUAUCAUUUAAGCCUGUUCUUUUUUCUAAAAAGUUUUAAUCCCAAAGACAAUGCCAAGGAUUUACAGUGAGCAUGUUGCCUAGUGGCUAGGGCUUGUAACUCUUUUGGGGGUUCACACCCAGCAGCUGAUCCCAGGUUGGCCCAGGGCAAGUCACUUUGGUUCCACUUGCGUCUCUCCACUCAGGAGAAUAAAUGGGUACCUAUGAGGUGGUGAACCUUACUUCAAAGACACGCACCCACACUUACGUCAAGUACCCCUUUGGACAUUCCUUUGUUUUCAUGCAGUUAAGAACAUUCAGUGAAAAUACUCGGUUUUCUUGAACUGGGAACACAAUUUUCAGCUGGAUUUUUGUAAAAUGUUUCUUUGACUGUUCCUCUGCCCCAGUGUCCCUAGAGGACAAGAUGUUGUCACAACAUUGACAUCGCUGUCACCAGCGUUCUGGUGUGUUCAUUCAGCAAAGAUAGAUUAUGUAAACUUGUUGCGCUAUUGGCUCCUGAAGUGGUAUAUUUGUGAAAUCCAAAUCCUCUUUAAAAGUUAUUUAUUAGAGUACCUGUUGUAUUCACGAGUGCUGCGUGUCCGUCCACAGAGUUCUGUAAAUCUCAGUAAUUUGUAGCUCCAGCUCCACGGCAUGUGUGUAGCAAAUUAGGCCAAGUAUUCAUGGUGCAAUCACACCCGUCAGGUUGUUUUUAGAGAAAUUUUAGUCUUUAUGUCUGGCUAGACUAAUGAUAACUUAGGCUCAAGAAGAGGUAAUGUUAUGCAAGCUUUGUUUACUCUUUCUUCUCGCAAAUGAAUAAAAGCAAACAUUUCUUCAGAAAAAUAGUUUGCUUCGGCUCUCUAAACAAUCUUUCAGUGGAUUGAAAACCAUUAAUUUAAUCAAAAUCAGUUGAGCGUAUUCCAUCACUAUCAUCAAGCCAACUUUGUAUGAUUUCAGACCAAUCAUAUUGUGUGUGUAUACUUAUAUUUAUUUUACGGUAAAUAAAAGUAGAAUGAUUGAAUAAACACUUGUCCUUCACUGCAGUAAUUUA
This is a messenger RNA of Acanthaster planci (crown-of-thorns starfish), 3753 nucleotides long. RefSeq names its product EF-hand calcium binding domain 7 (gene efcab7). Lineage: Eukaryota; Metazoa; Echinodermata; Asteroidea; Valvatida; Acanthasteridae. Gene Ontology annotation, molecular function: calcium ion binding. Gene Ontology annotation, biological process: positive regulation of protein localization to ciliary membrane. Gene Ontology annotation, cellular component: ciliary membrane; plasma membrane protein complex. The record is from RefSeq and is a predicted model, not a curated record.